AUGACUGUUAACAAGGUGCUGUUGAUGGGUAAAAGUGGAUCAGGAAUGACCAGCAUGAGUUCGAUCAAAUUUGCCAGUUACAUCGCCAGAGACACUCGCCGCCUCGGAGCCACAAUUGAUGUGGAGCACUGCCACGUGAGGUUUCUGGGUAAUCUGGUGCUGAACCUGUGGGACUGCGGAGGACAGGACACGUUCAUGGAGAACUGCUUCACGAGUCAGAGAGACAACAUCUUUCGUAAUGUGGAGGUGCUGAUCUACGUGUUUGAUGUGAAGAGGCGCGAGCUGGAGAAGGAUAUGCAUUACUCAGUCGUGUCUGGAAGCCAUCCUGCAGAACUCUCCUGA
This is a messenger RNA of Carassius auratus (goldfish), 342 nucleotides long. RefSeq names its product ras-related GTP-binding protein A-like. Gene Ontology annotation, biological process: negative regulation of autophagy; cellular response to starvation; positive regulation of TORC1 signaling. The transcript has 4 exons. NCBI's taxonomy places the organism in Eukaryota, Metazoa, Chordata, Actinopteri, Cypriniformes, Cyprinidae. The coding region runs from base 1 to 342 and encodes 113 amino acids. Gene Ontology annotation, cellular component: nucleus; lysosome; Gtr1-Gtr2 GTPase complex. Gene Ontology annotation, molecular function: GTP binding; GTPase activity. The record is from RefSeq and is a predicted model, not a curated record.